AUGGGUGGCGAGGACUCCGAACACGCACUUGCCAAUCACGUGGAUGCACAUUGCGACUACAAUAACCUCAAUUCACAUUUUGCCCGGCGCAUCGUCGGCGAGCUGGAUGCUUUGUUAAAUGAGCACAAUGAAUUGUUGAAAUUAUUAAAAUCCCACAUGCCCAAGCUACAAAGUGACAAUCACGCUAUUGUCAUCAAUCCUGAUAGAACACCAGCUGGAGAGCUUAUACGUAGAUUCAACACAACUGUUGUUGACUACGUUGCUGUAAUCAUGGUUGGCGACCGUACGGCUACGCGACAUAUUGAAUCUAAGCUGCUCGACCAGAGGAAAUUUGAUCUGUUCCAAAACAAUAAUCUAUAUGAAUCUGCUCCACCAUCUGCGUCAAUAGUAAGUCCAAAAAGAGAUCUACCAAGUAUCAAUCCACCAUACUCCGCUCCUUUGUUGGCUGAAACCUACCAUGAUAUUGUUUCCGUUGAGAAUUUGAUCAGAGAAGAAAAUGUAUCAUGUAAAACACACCAAAACUACACCGAAAUUAGAAAGUCUCUUGAAAGUCCACAUUCAGAAAUAAGCGGUAUCGAAGAAUUGAGUUCUUCUCCUGUUCGAGUGUUUUCUGAUUCGAGCGUUUCAUGGUUUCCAGAUAGUGAAGAGGAUAGAUGUUUCAAAAAGAAAAGACGAGUGUAUGUUGCCAAAUCUUCCCGUGAGAGCGAUAGUGAAGAAAGUACAUUUAUUGCGUCGCGCUCGAAGACAGCAGAUAGUCGGGGGCUUUUUAAUGAAUGUUUUCAGGAUAUAAACAUUAACAAUGACUUUCAAUCAAGAAAUAAACAAUAUGCCGUGCCUCAACAAUCUACUUUACCAUCUUCCAACUCUGAUUCAUCUGGUAAUGUCACUGUAGACAAUCAAGAAUGA
Molecule: messenger RNA, 906 nt
Organism: Parnassius apollo (apollo)
Lineage: Eukaryota; Metazoa; Arthropoda; Insecta; Lepidoptera; Papilionidae
Source: the annotation of a GenBank genome assembly